This is a messenger RNA of Scedosporium apiospermum, 1371 nucleotides long. RefSeq lists its product as uncharacterized. NCBI's taxonomy places the organism in Eukaryota, Fungi, Ascomycota, Sordariomycetes, Microascales, Microascaceae. The record is from RefSeq and is a predicted model, not a curated record. The transcript has 6 exons. The coding region runs from base 1 to 1371 and encodes 456 amino acids.
AUGAUAAAGAUAGCUGCAAGCUCCGGACCGUCUCAAGGCAGUAUCUUUUUCAACUUUGGCGGGCCUGGGUCUGCUGGAGAUACAGAAUUCGCUGUCUAUGGAGAUGUCCUUCUCGCUCUUACUGGCGGCGUCUACGACCUCAUCAACAUCUUUCCUAGAGGCACGAGGACCAAUUUGCCUUUUUCGUGUUACGAUUCACCGGAGGAAAGAAAUUUGGCAGCCCGGCUCCGGCCCUCUGCUGGAAAUGCCUCCGAUGUGGCUCUCGGAACGAUCUGGGCUGCGUCGGAGACGAUCGCGAACCGAUGCUACCAGCGGAAUAACCAGACUGCCCACCUCCUUGGUACCGCAUUCACAGCCAGGGAUAUAAUUAGCGUCGUGGACGCUCUCGGCGAGGAUGGCCUUGUUCGCUACUGGGGGAUAUCCUAUGGAACUGUAUUGGGUGCAACGCUCGUAUCAAUGUUCCCGGAUCGAAUGGAUAAGGUGCUCUUUGAUGGAGUUGUCAACGCUCACGAAUACUACACCAAUGAGCUAGAGUAUCUCUCUGAUACCGACAAAACGCUUUCUAUCUUCGCCUCACAAUGUGUCGAAGCCCGCGAUCGUUGCAAAAUCGCCGGUAACUAUACGGCAAAAGAACUCGAAGACGCCAUUUACGCCGGGUUGGAAAGAAUUAAAUACAACCCGAUCCCCCUGUAUUUAUCCACUGGAGCCAUGCUCCUCGAUUACAGUGCUUUAAAGAGCACCAUCUUCGGCGGGCUCUACGCGCCUCAGACUUGGCCACUUCUUGCCAGCAGCCUCGAUGUCUUAUUCUCUGGUAACACUACUACUAUUACAGCUUAUUUUUCGGCCUUGUCCGUCAAUAUUGAGGACGGCCCUGACGACACGGAGGCUCUCCUGGCCAUCAGAGGAAGUGAUAAGCUCAUAUCCGAGUCAACCCUGGACCAGUUUCUCCCACACACCCAAGCCCGAUUCGGGAAGAGUAGAAUUGGCGGUGACGUUGCCGAGGCCAGCAUAAUUGACUGCUUGAGAUGGAAAACGCGUGCGAAGGAGCGAUACGAGGGUGAUUUCCGUGCCGAGACCAGGAAUCCGAUCCUCAUGAUCGCCAAUACCGCCGAUCCUGUGACCCCACGCGCUUCCGCCUACAACAUGAGCGCUGGGUUUGAGGGCAGUGUCGUUCUCGAACAAGAUAGCCCUGGACACUCGAUUCUUGUUCAGGCGUCUUUAUGCACUGCCAAGGCCGUUCGAGAGUAUUUCCUGAACGGCACCGUGGUCGAACCCGGGACGGUGUGUAAGUCCGAUGCUCCGCCAUUCGCGAUGGAUGACGGAUGGGACUCUGUUUUGGCACAGCUCAGGGGGAAUGGAGAGAGUCCCUAA